This is a messenger RNA of Drosophila melanogaster (fruit fly), 1961 nucleotides long. It is a transcript of the gene scro, whose product is annotated as scarecrow. The transcript has 7 exons. Gene Ontology annotation, cellular component: nucleus. Gene Ontology annotation, molecular function: DNA-binding transcription factor activity, RNA polymerase II-specific; DNA binding. The coding region runs from base 311 to 1717 and encodes 468 amino acids. Gene Ontology annotation, biological process: regulation of transcription by RNA polymerase II; regulation of DNA-templated transcription. The record is from RefSeq and is marked reviewed. Lineage: Eukaryota; Metazoa; Arthropoda; Insecta; Diptera; Drosophilidae.
AGUACUGUUCAGACCUCUUAUUUCAUUUGACGGAAUCGUGUCGAGUGGAUAUUCAUAAUAAAUUCACUGACGUGAGCUUCUAUGUGUUGUAAUUUACAUACAUACUUAUAUUGUGCUAAAGAAACAAGAAUCAGAUUUUGCAUAUUCCAUGUGAUUUGGCAAUACAAAUAUCGUGAAUAUAUCGUCUUUUAAAGUACGUCCUGUUACGUCCGAAAAAAAUUUAAUAUAAUUUUGUUUUGGGAAAUUAAGGUGCAUAAAAAGAAAUAAAACGAUAAAAGCCUACUACCAACUUGUAAAACAAUUGUUACGCAUGUCAUCGCACGGCCUUGCUUACACAACAAGAAUUGAAAGAAAGUCUUAUAGAGAACUACAAAUCAAUAGAGAUCAAUACUUUGUAACUGCGCCAAAUGAAGAAGAUUUGGUUAUGAGUUUAUCUCCAAAGGACACACUUAUACAUACUGCCAUUUCCCAGCACCAUCAAGUGGAUACUUCUACUAAAUUAAAUACAAACGAAACAUCGACACAAAAUACCGUAUCUACAGCAGCCGCGGCAGCGGUUGCACAUCACCACCACAACCUUUCUAGUAUUCACCACCUCCAAAACCUGCAUAGUCAGCAUCAAAGUACUUUAUUUAAUAGUAAUCACUCAACACCCUUUAGCGUGACCGAUAUCUUAAGUCCAAUUGAAGAAUCGUAUCGCAAACUGGAACUGAACGGAAAUCCACCAUCUCCGUUUCGAUCAAACUCUAGUAGCAGCAGUAUUAAUUCUCCUGGAACAUUAACUACAUCAACUAUGGCGAAUCCGUACGCUAUGGGAACCUUAUAUCACAGCCCAGGUGUACAGACCUAUUGCGGACCUACCGAUAACCUAUCUCUGGCUGGUCACUACACUGACAUGAGAAAUUCUGCAUCGUGGUACGGAUCAACAGCUAACGACCCAAGAUUUGCAAUUUCACGCCUAAUGAGUUCAUCAGCCAGUGGAACAAUGAGUCAUAUGGGAAACAUGAGUGGACUAGCAGCUUGCAGUGUAAGCGAUUCAAAACCGCUACAGUUUCCUUUAGCACAAAGAAGAAAGCGAAGAGUUUUGUUUACGCAAGCCCAGGUGUAUGAACUUGAAAGAAGAUUUAAGCAGCAGAGAUAUCUUUCAGCUCCAGAACGAGAACACCUGGCUAGUCUUAUUCACUUAACCCCGACGCAGGUGAAAAUUUGGUUCCAAAAUCACAGAUACAAAUGUAAAAGACAAGCGAAAGAAAAGGCAAUGGCUGAACAAAAUCAACAUAAUCAGCCUGCAAGCUCACCAAGGCGAGUUGCUGUUCCUGUACUUGUGAAAGACGGUAAACCGUGUUCUGGAAAUAACAGUUCAAGUCAAUCGCAACAGCAUGGAACCAAUUCGACGUCAGCAGGCAAUAAUACCGGUUCAGCAAAUAAUGGAAAUGCUAACAGUGGAAUAGUUUCUGUAACUGCAAAUGUUUCGGGUGGUCUCAAUCUUAUAACAGGAGACGCUCCCAACUCCCACUCACCGGACACAUCUUCAUCUUUACUAGCUAGUUAUGGGACUGUUGGAGGUUCUAACGUUGCUAUGUUACAGCAACCUUGCAAUAAUACUUUGAUGUCUAAUAGCUUGGCAAUGGCAUACAGAAACCAAAAUAACUUUAUUUCUAAUGGACAUCAACAGCAAUGUGGCGGAUAUCUGCCCUUACAAGGCCGGGCAUGGUAAACAUGGAAGAAAAUCGAUUUUUUACCUAAGUGUACUCCUUUCGGUUAUGUAAGUGAGAAAUAUACAAUUUAAAAAAUGUUAUAUCGGAAAUUAGAUUCAUAAAAUGAAAAAUGAGUAUUUAUAGUAUAGACCUAUCGAAACGUCAAUAGUAAAAAAAUUAUAUAAGCAAAUGCUCAAAUAAUAAAUGUAUUUGUAAGUGUAUAUAAAUAGACCAAUGUAUUAAAUAAAUAUUAAUUAUUAUUGG